GCAUUAACGAGGUCUGAGAGACAGCAGAAUAAAUAUGCCAGUUUAGUUUUAGAAGAUUUAUAACGCGUAACGUUAAGCAGGAUUACGCUAUCCACAAAUGUUUUACUUUGUGAAUUUAUUUAUGAAGUUUUCGGAUUUUCGAAAUUAAAAUAGUGGCAGCCAAAGAAUGUAUGUAUGACCUAUUCAGUCUGAGAGAAAUUAAGCAUAUUUAUUCUAAAACAAGUCGUAGAAAAACAUUCCUUAUACUACUUUUGUUUUAGACAGCCAAAAAAGAAAUGCCCCUAAAAAGAGAAUGUUCAUUCAGGCGUGGACGACCAGGACAUACACCAAAGAAACACCCCCCACCUAACAAAUGUAAGGCGUGUUGUCGGAGGUUCACGACAUUUUUAUUUUCUCACGUGGGCUUAUGUGCGUUGGUGGUUGGGUACAGCAUCAUGGGGGCUUUCACCUUCAGGGCACUGGAGGCUCCUCACGAGGAGGAGCAGGCUGGUCAAGUGACCGAAAUGAGAGAAGAAAUGGUAAAACGACUUUGGGAAAUAACUUAUAGCUUGAACAUUCUUUACAAAGAAAACUGGACCCACACAGUGGCAGCUGAGAUUCGUCAGUUUCAAUCAGUUUUAAUUUCCCACGUGCGAGAUGGUUAUGAUGGUAAGGGAACCAGUCAACAGUGGUCAUUCUCUGGGGCUUUCUUGUAUUCUUUAACCGUCAUUACCACCAUAGGUUACGGAAACAUCGCUCCCAAGACCUAUUGGGGAAAACUAGUGACCAUCGUGUACGCCAUCAUCGGCAUUCCUUUAAUGUUUCUUUAUCUAACCAACAUCGGGGACUUGCUAGCUAAGACUUUCAAGUACAUCUAUGGGUGGUUGUGUGAUUGUAAACCGAAUGAAGACAAACGUCGACGCCGACAUCCUGAGCACUAUCGAGUUCAUCACAUCGUUCUCCACGACACGACACCAAAUACCCACAAUUCUCUGAACCCAAAUUUUCCCAGUAAGUUUGGUGGACCUCUCCCAGAUGAAAUCAAGAUGGAAGCCCUGCCGGAAGAAAUCUCAGAAGAAAAGGAUUAUGGGAAACAAAGAGUCAAUGUACCAGUUACGUUAUGCUUAGCACUGAUUACAGGGUACAUCUGUGGGGGCGCUUUUCUGUUUUCGCUCUGGGAAGGGUGGGACUAUCUAGAUGGCGCUUACUUCUGCUUCGUCACACUGAGUACUGUUGGGUUUGGGGAUCUGGUUCCUGGUGACACUGUCGUUUCAGAUGCUGAAGGAUCUCAGCAAACGUUGGUCAUUUGCUCAUUUUAUUUGCUUGGAGGCAUGGCUUUAAUCGCCAUGUGCUUCAAUCUUGUACAGGAGGAGGUCAUCCGUAAAUUACGGAGCUUUGGUAGAAAACUUGGAAUAAUACGAGAAAGAGAAGACACGCAAGCAUGAGUCAAAGGCCGAAUUGAUGGAUCAUGUGUGAACAAACAGACUCAAGGAAAGAGGCUAAGGACUUGAUCGAAAAGUCAAAUAAGGUCGUUUAAUUUGGGAUCAAGAUUUAGAAUUGUAAUGAAAGGGGGAACAAGCAACAAAAAAAGAUUGGGAGCAUGAGUAAAAAUCUUAAGACUCAAGAGACACGCAGGAAUGAGUCUUGGGUUGAGGUUUAGAACUGGAAGACAUGCGUAAAUAAAUCUAAACGGAGACUAAAUAAUCUUACAAAAAUGGGUCUAGAAAGGGACUAAAGGUUCUUAUAGAACUGUAAAGAAACACAGUAAAGAUCUGUUGAGGAAGAUUUGAACCGUGGAAAUCAAAACUGAAAAAUAGGUACAAGAUUAUGAAAAGGCGGAUUAAAGCUAUUUGAGAUCGAAGAUAAGCAAAAGAGUUUGAGGAGUAGAAGAGCUAGAAAUGUAUGAAACCGGAAGAGAGACACAAUAAUAUAAGGAGGAAGAAGAAAAUUAGAUCAGUAUGAAACCGAAAUGAGAGGUACAAGAACAAUAUGAACCCAUAAGAGAACCGCAAGAGUUUGGGGAGGAGGAUUAGAAGUAUAACUGUCCACCUGAGAUUUUGAUAAUUUAUCAAAUUAUCAACUUUAAAAUUUUGUAGGAAAAUUAUUUUGGAAAAUGAUAACAGUAUAAUAAUUAUGAAUUUAAAGUUCAGUUUAUUUAAUAACAAUACUUUAGCUAUGACUUGAACACUUUGUUUCUUGUAUAAUUGCGCUCCAGUCUUGAGAUCCACUUUUAAUUUGCUCUGUAUUUUUACUUUUCUUAGAAGUUGAACCUAUAGGUUCUUUUAUAUCUGUAUUCUACUCAUGAGUUGAUCUAAUAAUUUCCUAUAUCACCAUACUUCAUACCAUGUCUUGAGCUUUUAGUUUCAUGUAUACCUACAAUCUAGUCAUGAGGUAAUUUAACAAUUUUCUAUGUUACUGUAUUUUAACUAUGACUUGAGCUAUAAAUGUGCUCUAAUCAUGAGGAAAAUGUUAGAUUUAUUAUUUUACCAUACUUUAACUAUGACUUUUAGCUUCACGUAUAACUAACUAUACUCUACUCAUGAGUUGAUCUAAUAGUUUCCAAAUCGCCGUACUUUAACUAUGACUUGACCUUUUAGUUUCACGUAUAACUAUACUCUACUCGUGAGCUGACCUAAUAGUGUCCAAAUCGCCGUACUUUAACUAUGAGUUGAACUUUUAGUUUCAUGUAUAACUGUGUUUUUACUCAUGAGUUGACCUAAUACUUUCCUAUACUGCCGUACUUUAACUAUGAGUUGAACUUCUAGUUUCAUGUAUAACUGUGUUCUUACUCAUGAAUUGACCUAAUACAACUUUUUGUUACCGUGGUUUAUGUAUGAGUUGAGUAUUUAUUUUUCAUAUAUAACUGUACUCUACUCAUGAGUUGAUCUAAUAGUUUCCUAUGUUACCCUGCUUUAACUAUUAGUUGAGUUUGUAUUUCCCUGUACAAUUGUUCUCUGUGUUUACUGUCUUACCACAUUUCAAGAAAAAGUAUUUCACAGCAGAGGUAAAGUUUGUAUAAAUCGACUUAGAUGUGACUGUACACAACCAGACUUGACUAAUACGUACUAACCCACAUUUUCUCAUAGUGAAGAAGGUGUCUGUCUUCUAGUGUUGGUUAACGACAAUAUAUUAAUGCUUCAGUGAAAUUCAGACAUCAUUGUGCCUUACACAGUAAUGUAGUUUCUAUCAAAUAGUAGCUGUUUCCAUAGUCACUUGUAGCACUUUCACUGAGAGAACUUCAACAGAAUAAAAUCAAUUAUAAAAAUUUAACCGUAACAAGGUUAUAACGUAUUUAGUAUUAACCCUUAUUGCAUGUGAAGAAAGUAUCAGUAUAGAAGCCAUAACGUCGUCCAUUUUUCAUUCAACAGAUGAUUGUAGUCCGUUAAUGUUCUCAAACCUAUCUAUGUAUACUCCACUAAAGUUUCGCUCUUACGACAUUAGUCAGAGUUGGAAGGAAGUCAAGGCAUACGACAGGGUCAUAUGUUCAGCAAAUAAUGGAAACAGCAUUAGUCAGGGUUGAAAGGAAGUCAAGGCAUACAUACGACAGGGUCAUAUGUUCAGCAUAUAAUGGAAACAGCAUUAGUCAGGGUUGAAAGGAAGUCAAGGCAUACAUACGAUAGGGUCAUGUGUUCAGCAUACAAUGGAAACAACAUUAGCCAGAGUUGAAAGGAAGUCAAGGCAUACGGCAGGGUCAUGUUUUCGGUGUGCAGUGGAAAUACUUGAGUAAUUGUAAGUUUUAAAUUACCUACUUUUGUUUCAGAAUUAUUUUUCAAAUCUUCAAAUGAUCAGGAGAUAGGAGAGUUAUUACUUCAAUUGCAAAGUUGAAAAUGAUCCCAUAUGAUACUCACUUAGCUUUACUCGGAUUGUCCCUUUUUCUUGUAAGUUGUUAUAUCUAGAUACUUCUUGUUUCAAGAACCCGGCGGUAGCAUCUGCUUUCUAUUAAGAAAUAAAGUACAGACGAGACACAAAGCUAGUUGAUCAUAACAAAAGAACGGUGACUGACUGAUAUUUGAAUGAUGAAAAAGUAAUGGUGAAAGUUAAUGCUGUCUAACAUAAAUCUGUUCUGAAAUGAUGUUGUCUUAAGGGAGAACAGACACUACUUCAACAAAGAAAAUAAUUUACUAGUACCUCAUCGAUUUAUUAUUCAAACCCUUGCUAACAAACAUAUAUCUAAUAUAACGCUAUACGUAAAACACAGAAAGUGAUUUCAAUCAGGUUUAGGACUUACUGGGUAGUGACGUUUAAAACCGAAACAAAUAGUCUCAAUAACGUUAACACGAAAGCCAGGUUUGUUGUUUUCUGCUUAUGUGUCAUGGGUUCUCCGAAAUAUUAAGGAAGAAUGACGUGUUAUAGUUGCUCCUAAAGUUAAGGAUACUUUCUUCCUUCAACAAUGAUUUAUCACACCUACAUAUUAUAUACAGAAUUCCAUAACUUAUAUACCGAGCUCUAGUUACGUAUUCCAUUUCCCUUUUGUACUGUAAUAACUCCACUUUACAUUUUACCGGGUACAAUCUAACAGCGAUUUUACAAGAAACUGCACUUUGCAACUGCGAGAAACAACAAGAACAAAAUAAAACUACGUUUUAUUAAUGUGAACAGCAUCGCCAGCUACGUGCGUAAUGUUUCCUAAGUCUGCAAUUUUCAAGCCCCUAACACGUGUUCGUUAAUGCUAUUUGUAAUGUAAAACAAGCCGAAAUGGUUAUAUGUGAGAUAAAGACGUUUUCAAAAAUCAGUUAACAUCCAAAGAGUGGACCGUGAACAUAAUCACGCUUCGGAGAAAAAGAAUAUUCUAUUUUGUACUCCUUUGAAUAAUCUUUGUUUCCAGCCUUAGAGACUUUCCGUGGUCAUGUAGUCUGGGAUGGGAUUUGUUAUUGUUCUGUGUAGUCUACAUAAUCAUUAGAUUCUAGUCGAUGAAGAUCCGUCUUUAAUAAUUUUAGUUAUUGGUCCAGAAAUUUACGUAGUCAUCAAAUCAUUCGGAUAAUGAUGGACAGUCUCUAAGUUCUUUAUCGUGCCUCAGUUUGUUAUUACUUUGUGGGUUUUUUAUAGUCAUGGUGAUGUGGGACUGUUUAUAAAUACUUUAUCUCUUCUCGUUUUUUUUAUUAUUCUCUGGAAUUCACGUAGUCAUUUUGUCUCUCUGUGAAGAGGGUCUAUCUCUGAAUUUGUUAUCUCUCUUCGAUUUGUUUUUACUCUUUGUAGUUCAUAAAGUUAGGUAAUCUCUUGGUCAUGAGGGUGUGUGACUAAGAUCCUUAUUCCUCCUCGGUUUGUUGCCUUAUGUAAAUUAUAUAAUCAUAUAGUCUCUUGGUGAUGAAAGGCUGUAGUUAACAUCUUAAUCUCUUCUUGGUUUGUUAUUAAACUAUAUAGUCAUAUAGUCUCUUGGUGAUGAAAGGCUGUAGUUAACAUCUUAAUCUCUUCUUGGUUUGUUAUU
Limulus polyphemus (Atlantic horseshoe crab) is the source of this 5404-nucleotide messenger RNA. Its product is annotated as potassium channel subfamily K member 10-like. Gene Ontology annotation, molecular function: potassium ion leak channel activity. Gene Ontology annotation, biological process: stabilization of membrane potential; potassium ion transmembrane transport. Gene Ontology annotation, cellular component: membrane. Bases 276 to 1424 code for a protein of 382 amino acids. NCBI's taxonomy places the organism in Eukaryota, Metazoa, Arthropoda, Merostomata, Xiphosura, Limulidae. The record is from RefSeq and is a predicted model, not a curated record. The transcript is spliced from 2 exons.